Amoebophrya sp. A120 is the source of this 5294-nucleotide messenger RNA. The record is from the annotation of a GenBank genome assembly. NCBI's taxonomy places the organism in Eukaryota, Dinophyceae, Syndiniales, Amoebophryaceae.
CGCAGAAUCAGAACCAGCCGUUGCCUCCGGUGCCAUCGCCUCCAGUUCAAGGUGGAACAGUCGCGCUUGCGGCUGCACAGCAACUUGUUGGGCCGAGCCAAUCUCCGAGCAACCCAGGUGGAGGAGUGCAAGUAGUUGCGGUAGCUGCUGCAGGGCCGCUUCCAGCGUCUCAUCUAUCUCCACCAACGUUGCCCCCUCCGUCGUUUAAUGCUGCAGGGAUUCCGGCAAACGCAAACCCAGCUGCAAUCGGGAGUUUGCCACUAGGCGUCGGUCCACAAAGCGGACCAAAAAUGGUUCCUGGUGCGGUACCGCCUUCUGCUUUGCAAACCACAGCGCAAUCUCAGCCUGCAGGUGCGUCGGCUGGGAUGCAAGCCGGGCCGAUCGGACCGACACCGACUGGCGAAGGUCACCCGACGAGUGGCGCUUCAGCAGCUGCGCGAGGGGGCGGAGGCGUCCAGGCCCCACCCGUUGCGUCGACUAUUGGCGCAGCCCCGGGGACAAGCAAAACUCCCGAGGCCAUGGGUUCUUCAGGAGCUGUGGCGGAAAAAGCAGAGCCCGAGGCCGAGCAGCAGCCCAGUUCCGAGAACAAGUCUGCGGAUCAAGUGCAAGUGGCAGAGUCCGUCAAAACCGGCGCAUAUUCCGCGAAGCUACCGAUAACGGCGCCACCUGUCGCCGAACAAAAUAAAGGGGACAUCGACGGCGUUCCCUUAGAUAAACAACCCGUGAGCGCACCAGCCUCACCUUCUCGUCGCAAUUUAGUGCCGCUACCAGGGAAAGAGGAAGGAUUGAAAAAUCAAGUUCCUGUCCAGGCAUCACCUUUGACUAGCGCGGCAACUACACUGGUGAGCAAAGCAAGCGCCCCGCCGCCGACGGGUGCGACGGCUGCGAUGCCUCCCUCGCAUGCGAAGAGCAGUGGGCCACCUCCACCUGCUGUAGCGGAGCUACCGGAUAUCCGUAUGCUGCCUUCUGUGAAAGGACGCGAGGAAGAAUUGAAUACAGCACUGGCGCACGGAAGCGGAACCGAACUUGGAAUAGCGAUCAAAAUGUCCAUCGAAUACAAGAAAAAGUUGUGUCAAAAGCUGUACCCUUCGGACGAGGAGUGGAUGAAUGCAGCAGGUCUAGACCAGGACUUGAAGAGACAUUUCGACCUGGAAGACAGCCGUGACAAUGUCGAUGAUCGACUGAGACAACUAUUUCACGAGUAUCAGCAAAUCGCGCACCCGAAUCCGACGGGUCUGGGGCUGAUGAUGGCGCCUCCUCAACAUCCGCAACAGCCAGGACCCCGAGUGCAAGCGUUUGUUGGGAGCGGAGCUCUGGUUUCGGCCAACCCGAAUCUUCCUUCGCAGGACGUGUCUCUGGUACUUGUGACACUUAUCUUACACCGACAAUCAUAAUAGAAGAUGCACAUGCUCUUCCUUUUUCUAUAUCGCAACUCCUACUCCACAAGUUCCUCUCUCUGUCUUGUCCUUUAUCUUUUCAAGCUGAAUUUUAAAAUAUUACUGGAGACGAGCACAUGCACAUGAUGAUCACGAACGCCUACCGGGCCGCAGCUGCGCCAACGUAGACGUCCGUGCAUAAGGCUACAAGAAGUAGUAGGAUAGCUUUCCUUCUGCUUCUACUUGCCAGCAAAUAAUAAAACAAACGUUACUACAACUACAGGGUUUAGGCUUUUAGGGUUCUUCUUAUUUUGACUUUACUACUACAGGUUCCUGCUGGCCCUGGUUUUUCUGGCAAUUCGCCGUUUGCUAGCCCGCCAGCUGGCUCCAACCCCGGAUACGAAGGAUCCUACCAUCAGGACCAUACCCCAGGAGCAGGCUCUUGGCGUGAUCAUCACGACGGCCAGAACUACAGUCGAGAUGAAAACUACAAUCAACCGGAACGCUGGGACGAGCACGAGACCGACAUGCGGGAAGAAGAAUCGGAGCAAAAUGACGAGGCUUACGAUCAUACGAACGUACAGCACGUCAAUACUGUUGAAAAAAAGAAACUCGACAAGAAUCGGGUUCCCCUAGAUGCAGCCCACGAAGCCUGGGAAAAAAAGUGUUUUUCACGAGACCCGGUGCCGUUCCUCGAACAGGUAAAAAUACUGUAUCUUUUUGCGGGCCAAACGGCUCGCUGUAAAGGAAUAUCCUCCGCCUGCUGUGCAUGUGCAAAAUCAGAUAGAUGUGGAACUCUUUUUUGAAGAUCUUUCAAAGAAAUAGAAAGGAUAAGGAACAUAUGAAAAAGCACAGGGUUCGGUUCUUUCCAGUAGUAUCAAUCUAUUGUGCAAUAGCAAUUAUACACAACCUCUGUUCAGGUGGAAUACGAUUAUCCAGAAACUGUGUUUGGAAAAGAGCCAGAACACAAGCGAGAUUAUCCCGGAUGCCAGGCGAUCCUGUACAAGCCGCCGCGAACGGAGCGCAUCGAGAAUUUUGCUGAGGGUCUUCUGUCCUUCUUGGAGAAGAACAUCAAAUGGGAGAAACGGAAUUACAACCACAUGGUUGCCUGGUACACGGAAGAAAAUAUGCAGAUUCCGUAUUCGUACGAUAGCACCAAGACGAACAUCCCCAAGGUUUUUCCUGACUGGAUGGAGGCGAUGCGACGACACAUGAUGAUCACGCUGCACCUUCCGAUGGACAAUCCGCCGAACGGCUGCAAUAUCAAUUUGUACAGAAAUGGGUCCGCGAAAUUGGGCGCCCACUCUGACAACGAGUUCAUUUUUGACGGUAUCAACUCCGCCAUUAAGAUUGUCUCCUUCAGCAUCGGACAGCCCCGGACAUUCCAGAUUGUUGACCACAGGACGAAAGAUGUGAUAGAGGAAAUUGUUCUUCCGGAGCUGAGCUACUUCACGAUGGAAGGAAAUUUUCAGCGAGAUCUGAAGCACCAGCUUCCGGAGGAGCCCGACAAGACGCGCCCGCGAAUCAACAUCACAUGGCGUUGGAUUCUGAAGAAAAACGAGACCGAUCAAUCGGUCUAUGAAAAGCGCAAUAACCUAAACCACAAAGGAAAGAGAAGCAAGGGCGAAGGGAGAGGAAACAACUGGAGCAACUGGCAGAACCCAGGAGUGUCCAUUGGCGGUGCCACGCCAGCUGCAGGUGCUUCGUCCUCACAACAGCAGAACAAUAAAGGAGGAGGCAGCAACUGGCACAGUUUCGGUGCUGCCAGUGGCGCUGGUGCAAGCCAGAAUCAGGCUUGGGGCUAUGAAAAUAACAGCGGGAGCCAGAAUAAUUCCACUUGGGACCACUAUGAGAAUGUGGGCGGGACGACGAGCCAGAACAACUCAGCUUGGGGCUCCUACAAUGAGAAUGUAGGCGGGACGAGCCAGAAUUCCGCUCGGGGCUUCGAGAGUGCUCAGUCCAGUCCGCAGCAAGCAGUAGGUACGGGCGCAGCGUCGAGUCGGCAGUUCAACCAGCAUGAUAGCUACAAUAACAAUCAAAAUCGCAGUGGCGGCAAGGGACGCGGGCGGCAGUCGAACCAGCACCACCACGGCGCGACGACGAACAACUAUCGAAGUCAGAGAAACACCUCUGCUUCCGACGGCGAUAGGGCGAUUGAGUUUGAGGGCAGACACCGGCACGAGCAGCCCUCGAAAACUACAGGCACGCAUGGAGGAAAAUGGAUGAGGAGAGAGUCAAAUCGGCAGGGACGCAGGGGGAACUUCCAGGGGAAAGAGCUGCAGCAAGAAAACAAAAGGCCUCUGGCAAGAAAAUUUGAAGUUGAAGUAUCAAGCAAUCCAGCACGCUCCUCUUCAAGUGAGGACGAGGAGGAGGACAACGAGCAGAGCAGUAGCGCUCGUGCGCUGCCGGAUUUUUCCAAGAUGGGUGCAAACGCUGCCAUCACCGCUUUGAACAAGGAGAUUGCGAAAAAGGUGGCUGAAUCGAGCGAGGACGUCAAAAACGAGCAGACCGUGUCCGUGGCGGAAGUUGGUAAGACAGCGCCCGCUUGCUCGUCAAAUCUGGAUCCGAAAUCAACCGCGCAUUUUCUAGAGCAUAUGAAGACAAAAGUCGAGGAAGAUAAAAACCCACUGAGCGGGAGUGCUUCAUCGACUGCAGGGGCCCCACAGGUAACAAAGGCGGCGGCCGCACACGCUGGUCCGGUGUUCACCAGUCAGAUCCACCGAGCGACGGGCAAUCCAGGCACUGGUAACAACGCACAAACCGAACAACAAUCGAAAGCAUCAUCAAAGGGCGCUAUUACACGAACGCCGCUCACCUCACCCCAGCUCCAGCACACUACUGCUGCUCUCAUGCCGCCCCCACCACCUCCGGGGGCUUCGUCUAAUCCAAACAGUGCAACGAAUGCGACUCGUGGCGCGAGAUCGGCUUCAUCCUCGAUGCAAGUGGGAGCGCUGAUGCGGGGUCAGCAACCGCUGCAAGAUGCGUCAGGAACGGCCCCAGCAACGGGGCCCACGAAAGGAGGCACAAACAAUACUGCGGACCAGCACGCAGCAUACACCACUCAUGCGCAAGCGACGACAGCCACAGCUAGCGCAGGAGCAAGCAUUUUGUCUUCGAAUCUUGUUAAUCCCACGAGCGCGCAAGUGCAUGCCGACACGCCCGCUACUCCAGUCACCUUCGAACAUAUGGCUCACCUUGCACCUCCACAAGGAGGUGCAGGCGCAACUUCGUCGCAGCAGCAACAGCAGCACCAGCACCAUGGCGGGAACAAAGCGGGAAACAGUGGCAAACCAGGAGGAUCGCAAAACUACAGCACGAAUCGGACUGCAAACUCCUAUCAGCAGGGCUCGCAGUCCAACAACUCUAGUUACUACAACAAUUCGAAUUCCCAAAAUCGACUAAAUGCGCAAGCGCACUAUCAUGGUUCUUCUCGAGGAGGGGGAGCGGCGGGUGGGAAAAACCAAGGUGGCGAUGGUCGUCCGGCUCCGUACGGCAAUGCAAAUUUCAGCAGGGGAGGCGCGAGCAAGGGAAGCGCUGGAACGGGCAACAAGGGACACCAGGUGUGGAACAAAGGAAGCGGUCGAGGGGGAGGCGGUACAAAGAAUUACAACUGGGACUAUAAUCAAAAUCAAUCGUACUACUAGGACAUGCAGGUAUUAACCAGAAAUGAACGACAACAACAUUCUUUCCAAGAAGAAGCGGAUCAUGUAGCAAUGUCAGAAUAUGUUGUAUCUUGGAAGGCCAAGGCGGCGUCAUAAAACGAAAAAGCCUAAAGCUAAAUGCUAAGUGUUGAAGUCCUCUUCUUGUGGAAAGGGAUACGAGGCACGAGCACAAAGGAUUAGGAACGUCGACAAUCCAAACAAGAACCCCGACCCAUUUUCUUCUUUUAAUUAUGUUUCUCGGCUACAACCACAAAAU